AAUCCAUCCCUUGUUCCCGCCAAACCCUCUGAACCCCUACUUCCAGCCCAGCUCAGCCCAGCCCAGCCCAGCCCCUGUCCUCUCUCCAAAACCAUUAACCGUCCCAGCCUUUCUCUCUCCCCAACCAAUUACACACCCCAACUCUCUCUCUCUCCUCCACACCAUUUCAAAACCACAUUUUCACCCUCUUUCCCUCAUACAACUCGUAAGCCCACCACCUCUUCUCUCUUCCCUCCACCACCUCUGUCUCUCCUCCAUAUCUCCCUCUCUCUCUCACACCAUGGGCAUGUGCUUCUCUCAAGCCGGCCGUAAGGGCCCGAAACCGGACGCCAAUGCGAAAGAACCCCCUUCCGGCCCCAAACCCGACCCCCCCAUUGCCACCUCGAAACCAACACCAACCCCCCCACCUUCUAAGCCUCCCCCUAUCGGCCCUGUGCUCGGCCGGCCCAUGGAAGACGUACGCGCCACUUACAUCAUGGGCAAGGAACUCGGCCGGGGCCAAUUCGGCAUCACCCACCUCUGCACACAUAAGGCAACAGGCCAGCCAUUCGCCUGUAAAACCAUAGCAAAGAGGAAACUUGUUAACAAGGAAGACAUUGAAGAUGUGAGGAGAGAGGUUCAAAUUAUGUACCAUUUAACUGGGCAACCAAACAUAGUUGAGCUCAAAGGUGCUUUCGAAGACAAGCAAUCUGUUCAUCUGGUUAUGGAGCUUUGUGCCGGAGGCGAGCUGUUCGAUAGGAUUAUCGCGAAGGGGCAUUACACGGAGAGGGCAGCGGCAGCGCUGAUGAGGACCAUUGUGCAGAUUGUGCACACCUGCCAUUCAAUGGGGGUGGUGCACAGGGAUUUGAAGCCGGAAAACUUCUUGUUGUUGAGCAAGGACGAGGAUGCGCCGCUGAAGGCGACGGAUUUCGGGUUGUCGGUGUUCUUCAAGCAGGGGGAAGUAUUCAGGGACAUCGUAGGCAGCGCAUAUUACAUAGCACCUGAGGUUUUGAAGCGAAAGUAUGGACCAGAAGUUGACAUAUGGAGCAUAGGAGUGAUGCUUUAUAUACUCCUCAGUGGAGUCCCUCCAUUUUGGGCAGAGUCAGAGCACGGGAUCUUCAACGCCAUUUUGCGUGGCCAAAUUGAUUUCACGAGCGAUCCAUGGCCGUCGAUCUCAGUCGGUGCCAAGGAUCUUGUGAAGAAGAUGCUUAACUCUGACCCUAAGCACAGGCUCACAGCUUUCCAAGUCCUCAGUCAUCCAUGGAUUAAAGAUGGAGAAGCACCUGAUAUUCCUCUUGACAAUGCCGUCUUGAGCAGGCUCAAACAAUUCAGAGCCAUGAACAAGUUCAAGAAAGUCGCAUUAAAGGUCAUAGCAGGGUGCUUAUCAGAAGAAGAGAUUAUGGGAUUGAAAGAAAUGUUCAAGAACAUGGACACUGACAACAGUGGAACAAUCACACUUGAGGAAUUGAAGCAAGGCCUCUCAAAACAAGGAACUAAGUUGUCAGAGUACGAAGUCAAACAGUUAAUGGAAGCUGCAGAUGCUGAUGGCGAUGGAACCAUUGACUACGACGAGUUCAUUACGGCGACCAUGCACAUGAACAGGAUGGAUAGGGAAGAACAUCUCUACACUGCGUUCCAAUACUUUGACAAAGAUAACAGUGGGUACAUCACCCCGGAGGAACUAGAGCAAGCAUUAUUGGAAUACGGCAUGCAUGAUGGCAGAGAUAUCAAGGACAUUCUCUCUGAAGUAGAUGCAGAUAACGAUGGGAGAAUCAACUACGAUGAGUUUGUGGCAAUGAUGAGGAAAGGGAACCCAGAGGCGAACCCAAAGAAACGACGUGACAAGUUUGUCUGAUCAUAUUUUUGAUACCUGCCCAUGACUUUUGAAGAAGCAAUUGUAAUAUUAGUGGCGGUAAGGAGGGUUCAUUCAAUGUAUUUUCAUGGCGGGGUUUUGGUUAGUGAAAUUCAUGCACAAAUCUAACUGAUUUGGAUGAAGGGAAAGAGGUGAGAGGGGGGAGAGGGAGGUGAGAGAGGGAGAGAUUUGGGGGGAGGGGAAAAGGGGCCAGUUAAAACUUAUAUACUAGUGUGGAAUGGAGAGUGGUUGUAUCUGUUUCUGUUUCUCCCUUUAUUGUCCCUCUUUCCAUGUAUCUUUCAAUUGUUAAGGCAAUGAUUCAACCAAUGCCUUCUAGCAGCACAUCCUAAAUGUUAGGGUUUCAUAAAGGACAUUGGACAUUAACUAUUUUCAUAAGAAUAACCAUCCUGACAUUGAUGAGUAAGAAUAUUUACAAAAUAUCAAAAAAACAGAAGACAGAUUACACGGAUGAGUACUCUUUCUUCCUCUACU
This is a messenger RNA of Amborella trichopoda, 2323 nucleotides long. Its product is annotated as calcium-dependent protein kinase 2. The record is from RefSeq and is a predicted model, not a curated record. Gene Ontology annotation, molecular function: calcium ion binding; protein kinase activity; ATP binding. Gene Ontology annotation, biological process: protein phosphorylation. Lineage: Eukaryota; Viridiplantae; Streptophyta; Magnoliopsida; Amborellales; Amborellaceae.